Racocetra persica is the source of this 150-nucleotide messenger RNA. NCBI's taxonomy places the organism in Eukaryota, Fungi, Glomeromycota, Glomeromycetes, Diversisporales, Gigasporaceae. The record is from the annotation of a GenBank genome assembly.
UCUGAACUGCAUCCAUACCAAGAAGAAUCCAUUAGCGAAAGCAGUGUAAAUAAAUGUGCUAGCAACAAUCCAAAAUGGUGCUAUCAAAGAAACGGCCAAUGUGAAAAUGACACUGAUGCGGCGUCAUUAACAGAUAGAAGACAACAUUAA